AAAUAGUCCACUUUGCAUUUAGAAUUCGUCUGAAGUGGACGCUUCGGGAUUCGGUGCAUAGUCAUCGUUAUACUCAGUACAGUUAUAACUGUACAUUGUUUUUAAUUCUGUAAUUUUAUUACACGUGUUUUUAUAUACAGUUGGUGGGGACACCAACUUCGGAAGUACAACCUGGCAUAUAGAGUCUACUCUGCCAUUUCAAUUAAAGUCCAAAAAAAAAUAAAAUAGAAAAAAAUUAAUUAUUAAUGAGCAAUAAAGAAAAUUUGAAAAUUUGUGUUCUUCCCAAAAACACAGCCAUUGUUACGGAAACGACGGUGCUUAGUCCACUUUGCACCGGUUGAAGAAAAAGUCAUCUAUAAUCCUAAUAUACCUAUCUAAUCAAUAGUUUUCUUUAAUCAGUCGGCGGGCAGAUUACUGAAUGAAGCUAUUGACGAGUUUCAUUUAAUCUAAAUUUCUGACAAAAGAAGUAAAUUUCUCCCCGACCGGACAUAAUUUUCGUCGUCCGAAGGUCGUUGUGCUAUUUAAAAACGAAAGUGUAAAGUAUUUGAAUUGGUCAUUGCAUUUGUUGGAACAAAAUGGUAGCUCCAUCCAAAUUAAGCCAAGUAUUUACCUAUGAAUCCUGGGUACAUGCUAUGUCCGGAGCAGCUGGUGGUUGUAUAGCCAUGUCAACAUUUUAUCCUUUGGAUACUGUUCGUUCAAGACUGCAAAUUGAAGACCCCGAAAAGAAUGGAGAGGCUCGUAGCACUAUGAAGGUCAUCAAGGAAAUUGUCCUUGGCGAAGGCUUCCAAUCUCUAUAUCGUGGCCUGGGACCAGUCCUACAAAGCUUAUGUAUAUCAAAUUUUGUUUACUUCUAUUCCUUUCAUUGUUUGAAAGCCCUAAGCAUGGGCAGCGACAGAAGUCAACAAAGUGCUCUCAAAGAUCUCAUGUUAGGUGCUGUGGCCGGAAUUAUAAAUGUCUUCAGCACCACCCCAUUUUGGGUGGUUAAUACUAGACUGCGAAUGCGCGAUGUUGCUGGUACUUCGGAGGAAGUAAAUAAGUAUUACAAGUCACUUCUUUCGGGUCUGCGUUAUGUGGCCAAAACAGAAGGUAUCAAAGGUCUUUGGUCUGGAACGAUACCAUCCCUGAUUUUAGUAUCCAAUCCCUCGUUGCAAUUCAUGAUGUACGAGCUGCUCAAAAGAAAUGUUUUAAAAUAUAACGGAUGUACAGAGAUUUCAAGUUUGGGCUAUUUUUUUAUUGGGGCCAUAGCCAAAGCAUUUGCUACUGUCUUGACGUAUCCCCUGCAAUUAGUACAGACUAAACAAAGACACAGAACAAAGGAGAAUGGCCCAAGUAGCUCCAAAAAACAAACCAAAGAAAUUGGUAUGAUACAAAUGAUGCUUGAUAUACUGCAACAUCAAGGCUUUAAAGGACUCUUCCGCGGAAUGGAGGCGAAAAUUUUGCAAACAGUUUUAACUGCCGCUCUCAUGUUUAUGGCUUAUGAGAAGAUCAACAAUACUGUAUUACUUUUACUAAAAAAGACUCCCGCCAAAUAAUCGAAACACAUAAUAUUUAUAUUAUAAGCAUAGUAGUCCAAACAAACAAGCAAACAUACAUUCAUCAAGCCAAUGUUGACUAUGUAUAUGCAUAGUCACUUUACAUUUAAGGUUGUGGCUUGGAAUAUUGUAUAUUCCAAUUAUUCGCAGGUAUUCCACUUGAAAAGGUUUAAAUUAAGUUGUAUUUAUUUUUGCAAAUCCAUUUGUUUUUUUUUUGUUAACAUAUUUUAUUUAUAGGCAAACACUUGUAGUACAUUCACAUGUACAAAAAUAGGCUUUUUAGUAUUUUAGUGGAAUAAAUGCAAUAUAUUCUUUUCACAUGGAAAGGUACACCCAUAUAUAUAUAUAAAUAUGAAAACAAUUUUCGAUUUGAUUUUUUUCGCUAAGGGAAGGUGGUGUUAUAUUUAUUUAUUUUAUUUAUUUAUUUAUUUAUUUCAUUUCAUGCAAUGCGAAGCCAUCAGGCCUAUAAACAAUCACACUAUGCAUAAGACGUACUUUUCUAGCAUAAGUUAAAAAACUACUCAAUUUAAAAUAAAAAAAAAAAAACUUAAAAACAUAGAAAAUGGGAAAUAAUAUUAACCUAUUUAACACUGAAUCUAGAUAAAACUAAAUAACAAAUAAAAAACAAAUUACUAAAAAUUA
Molecule: messenger RNA, 2174 nt
Organism: Stomoxys calcitrans (stable fly)
Lineage: Eukaryota; Metazoa; Arthropoda; Insecta; Diptera; Muscidae
Gene: PMP34
Product: peroxisomal membrane protein PMP34
Exons: 3
Coding region: 576-1532 (318 amino acids)
Biological process (GO): mitochondrial transport
Cellular component (GO): mitochondrial membrane; peroxisomal membrane
Molecular function (GO): FAD transmembrane transporter activity; coenzyme A transmembrane transporter activity; ADP transmembrane transporter activity
Source: RefSeq, a predicted model, not a curated record